Molecule: messenger RNA, 4443 nt
Organism: Venturia canescens
Lineage: Eukaryota; Metazoa; Arthropoda; Insecta; Hymenoptera; Ichneumonidae
Product: glutamate receptor ionotropic, kainate 2-like
Exons: 19
Coding region: 693-3551 (952 amino acids)
Biological process (GO): monoatomic ion transport
Cellular component (GO): plasma membrane; postsynaptic density membrane
Molecular function (GO): ligand-gated monoatomic ion channel activity; signaling receptor activity
Source: RefSeq, a predicted model, not a curated record
GCUUUCAGUCGCGCGCCGGCCGCUGACACGGUUGUACCCCACGUGUGCAUUUAAUCCCCGUUUCGAUAAAACCUUCGUCAAAAAUCCAAACCGCACCCCACCAUCGAGCCGCUUCCCUCCCUCAUUCCUUGCUCGAUAAAAAAAGCGCGCGCGCCUCGCAUGAUAUCCGACUUUGAACAAGCUUACGGUUUAUGUUGAGCAGUUUAUUUAUUCAAUAUUGAACGAAUCGAUGUAAAGAAACUGCCUUUUGCUCAUUGGGAAAAUUCCGAUUUUUCAUAGAUUUUACUCUCUUUCAACUCGACUUUUUUUAUCGCGUUAAAUAUCCUUCGCCUCGGUCGCACUUUUCUCAAGCUCCGUCGUAUCGUGCAUCUCCUUUCUUGCGACCGUGGAACGUCGAACGAGUGACUCGGCAAACUUGAGGCUUCCAGAUUACCAGGAUAAUUCAACAAACUCGACUUUGGCCUGGCAGGAGGACACGAAAUCACUUGGAGAAAACCUACGGAAUGUAGAAACAUUACGACUCGUUUGAAGUUCCGAAUGGAAGAGCCGGCCGUAAGAAAAACACCACACAACAGUACAAAGUGAAAACGCCGGUUGGCAUGCGUGCGCGAGUACACGAAGGUGCGGUUGUGUGUGCGCGUGUGUUCGCUCGACGGGUGGAGCGCCUCGAGGGUGGGUCUUCGAAAUGAGCUAUGAAGAGCAUCCUGGGCUGCCUGCUAGCCUCCGUCUUAAUUUUCCAACUCUCGAACUUUCACGUUACAGCUCUACCACCCGUGGUCAAAAUAGGUGCAAUAUUCACUCAUGACCAAAAGGACAGCAGCACCGAGCUGGCAUUCAAAUACGCCGUAUACAAAAUAAACAAGGACAAAGUUAUACUGCCAAAGACCAAUUUGGUCUACGAUAUUCAGUACGUGCCCAAAGAUGAUUCUUUCCACGCGUCCAAGAAAGCUUGUCAGCAAGUCAAAUUCGGGGUACAGGCCGUCUUCGGGCCAUCCGAUCCCAUUCUGGGACAGCACAUACACAGCAUCUGCGAUGCCUUGGACAUUCCGCAUCUGGAGGUCAGGCUGGACCUGGACGCGGAGGCGAAAGAGUUCAGCAUCAACUUACAUCCCGCACAAAAACUGCUCAACGCGGCAUAUCAGGACGUCAUGGACUUCCUCAACUGGACCAAAGUCGCAAUCGUUUACGAGGAUGAUUAUGGUCUCGUAAAGUUACGAGAACUGGUCCGAUCGCCAAGAUCUCGCGACCUCGAGAUCCACCUCAGACAAGCCGACCCAGCCUCCUACAGGCCAGUGCUGUCUGAAAUCAAGUCCAAAGAGAUUAGAAAUCUCAUCGUCGACACCAAAGCCGAGCACAUGCAUCAUUUCCUACGAAUGAUACUGCAGUUACAAAUGAACGAUUACAACUAUCACUAUCUCUUCACUACUUUUGAUAUUGAGACUUUCGAUCUCGAAGAUUUCAAGUACAAUUUUGUCAACAUCACUGCCUUUCGAUUAGUCGACGCGGACGAUAUUGGAGUUCGCGGUGUAUUGCGAGACAUGGAACGUUUUCAACCUUCCGGCAAUACGAUAUUGAACAAGUCUCGUGUGAUUGAGGCUGAACCGGCUCUGAUGUACGACAGCGUGCAGGUUUUCGCGGUUGGUCUCCGAACUCUGGAACAGUCGCACGCCCUGAGACCCGCAAAUUUAUCCUGCGAGCUCGAGCAUCCCUGGGACGGUGGACUAUCCCUCAUCAACUACAUAAACUCGGUUGAGAUGAAGGGGAUUUCCGGACCCAUAGAGUUCAAGGAGGGAAGGAGAAUCCAGUUCAAGCUGGAUCUGCUGAAACUCAAGCAGCACUCUUUAGUCAAGGUCGGAGAAUGGCAACCUGGGGCCGGAGUCAAUGUGACAGACAGAGCAGCAUUUUUCGAGCCUGGUAUUGCAAACGUGACUCUCAUCGUCAUUACUAUCCUGGAACAGCCGUACGUAAUGCUGAGGAGCCAAGGAAAUUUCAGCGGUAACGAACGUUACGAGGGUUUCUGCAUCGACCUUCUCAGGGAGAUUGCCCAAAUGGUCGGCUUCACCUAUAGGAUCGAACUUGUGCCUGACGGAAAGUACGGCGUUUACGAUUAUGAGACCGGCGAGUGGAAUGGAAUAGUUCGCCAAUUGAUGGACAAGAAAGCAGAUCUAGCCGUGGGCUCGAUGACGAUUAAUUAUGCUCGCGAGAGUGUCAUAGAUUUCACAAAGCCUUUUAUGAACCUCGGAAUUUCCAUUCUUUUUAAGGUGCCCACGAGUCAUCCAGCUCGAUUAUUCUCCUUUAUGAAUCCACUGGCGAUCGAAAUCUGGCUGUACGUACUCGCAGCAUACGUACUAGUCUCCGUUACGAUGUUCGUGGUGGCACGUUUCAGUCCUUACGAAUGGAACAAUCCUCACCCCUGUCAUUCCGGUCCCGAAGUUGUGGAAAAUCAAUUCUCACUGGCCAAUAGUUUUUGGUUCACCAUCGGGACUUUGAUGCAACAAGGAAGUGAUUUAAAUCCGAAGGCCACGAGUACGAGAAUCGUCGGUGGGAUCUGGUGGUUCUUUACUCUCAUAAUUAUUUCGUCGUACACCGCAAACCUCGCAGCUUUUUUGACCGUCGAGAGGAUGAUCACGCCGAUUGAAAACGCCGAAGAUCUCGCUGGCCAGACGGACAUCACUUACGGGACUCUCGAGAGCGGCAGCACGAUGACGUUCUUUAGAGAUUCUAUGAUCGAAACGUACAAGAAAAUGUGGCGGUUUAUGGAGAACAAAAAGCCAUCAGUUUUCGUGCCAACGUAUGAAGAAGGUAUUCAAAGAGUACUGCAAGGAAAUUAUGCUUUUCUCAUGGAAUCGACGAUGCUCGAUUACAUCGUUCAAAGGGAUUGUAACCUCACGCAAAUUGGCGGGCUGCUCGAUACCAAGGGUUACGGAAUUGCAACGCCGAUGGGCUCAGUUUGGAGGGACAAAAUAUCACUUGCGAUUCUAGAACUUCAAGAAAAAGGUGAAAUUCAAAUGCUGUACGACAAAUGGUGGAAAAGUCCUGGAGACACUUGCAUGAGGACAGAAAAGGGCAAAGAAAGCAAAGCCAAUGCUCUGGGAGUUGAUAACAUAGGUGGAGUUUUCGUCGUCCUUCUAUGUGGCUUAGCGUUUGCUGUUCUCAUCGCAAUUUUCGAGUUUUGUUACAACUCCAGAAAAAAUUCACUCCCUGAACGCCAAAGGCCACCGGUACCUGCACCACCGCCAACUUGUUCAAGCUCACUUCAAGGCAUACCUCAAGCAUUGCAGCAGCAAAGUCAACAGCAACAAGAAUCUCUGUGUUCGGAAAUGGCACGAGAAUUGUGUCGUGCUUUGCGCUGUCGAGCAUUGACUCGGAGAAGACAAGCCUGCGAGAAGUGUUCGACUCAUGUUGUUGGCUUUUCUCUGGACAAUCCCACAGCAACUCCUUUAAAUGGAAUACGAUCGCAGAGGAGCAGUCUGGGCGUUUCCGUAGAACUUCCGGGGCACAUCCACCACAUGCAUCAUCACCCGACUUCCCACGAUUAUGAGGGCAACUGAAUCGUCCUUCGAUCCCAUACACCGUUGAUCUAUCGAGAUAACAAUUACGAGCACAGAUAAAUAAUGAAUUAAAGAAUUAUAGAGAGAAGGAACAACAAAAAUUGGAAGCAAAGUGGAAAAUGACGCGAACGAUAUUGUUGGGAAAAAAAUUAUUUUCUAUUGAACUCAGAAAUUUGUGGUCCGCAUGGUCCCGUAGCCGAUGAGGGCAAACGUUCGUAUCCCCGGAUUCGAAUAAAUAAUAUCAUGAGACUUCUGUAAAAUGAAUUACAGAGAAGAAUGCAUUUGUUACGAAUUUUUACGAAAUUUAUUAUGAAACGUGUUUGAGUGAUGGAAAAUAAAAGUGCAUAAUCUCACCCGUCGUUCGUUGGAAUGUAACGAAAAAUGUUCGAUGAAAGUAAUGCAGCGGUCCACGCCCGUUUUCACAACUGCCCUCGCAAACCUCGUCGUUAUAUUCGUGGCAAAGGAUUGAUUCGACCAAGUCGUCGUAGAGUGGUCAGGAUAGGGUCCGCACCGUGGAAUCACAAAACGAAGAAAACUCGAUGCACAGAAAUCAGAUUUCUUGUACCUACGUAAACCCCAAAACGAUAGCGAGAAUUCUCAUUGAAAAUAUGAUGCAAUGAAAAUAAAUGAUUAAAUAUAGAAAGCAUGGCCAGAGGAAUGCUGUGUAAUGAUACUGUAAAUAUCGUGAACUCGAAAGAUGCGCAGAAGAAAAAAAAAGAAUGAAUCUACAUUUCGUACUAAUUAUUAUAGCACCCAAUGAGUAAUGACUGUCGAUCGAAUAAUAUUUGAUGUCACUUUACCUGUACACAAUGGACUUAAAAAUAAAACCGUUUUCUUCCUGAUCAGAAAAUAUUUGAGAAUAAUAAAGAAUGAAAAUGUUGAAACAAUGAAA